Messenger RNA from Colletotrichum higginsianum IMI 349063, 354 nucleotides. RefSeq names its product Seed maturation protein. The record is from RefSeq and is a predicted model, not a curated record. The transcript is spliced from 2 exons. The coding region runs from base 1 to 354 and encodes 117 amino acids. Lineage: Eukaryota; Fungi; Ascomycota; Sordariomycetes; Glomerellales; Glomerellaceae.
AUGGACCCUCAGCUCCCCAACAAGAACGAGAUCCGUGAGCAGGCAGCCGAAGGCGAGCCCAUCACCCAGACCCAGGCAUCGACUCUCGCAUCUGCCGAGACCGACCUCACGGGCUUCGGUCCCAUCAAGGGCGGCACGGCGGCCACGGCACAGAGCAUGCACGACAAGCAGCAGAACUUCAUCGCCAAGACGGGGGACGUGGCGCGGAAACCUGCGCAAGAAAUCACGAGGGAAGACGCUGCGGCGAUUCAGAGCGCCGAGGCUCGCGUACUGGGCGGUCGUCCACCCAAGGGGUCGGCGUCGGCGAAUGCGCAAGCACUCGCUACUGAAAACGAAAAGCAGAAGCAGACAUAG